This is a messenger RNA of Pelecanus crispus (Dalmatian pelican), 1687 nucleotides long. It is a transcript of the gene RAB3IP, whose product is annotated as RAB3A interacting protein. Gene Ontology annotation, cellular component: Golgi to plasma membrane transport vesicle. The record is from RefSeq and is a predicted model, not a curated record. Gene Ontology annotation, biological process: exocytosis. NCBI's taxonomy places the organism in Eukaryota, Metazoa, Chordata, Aves, Pelecaniformes, Pelecanidae. Gene Ontology annotation, molecular function: guanyl-nucleotide exchange factor activity.
UUCAUAUGAUGAGGCUUUUAUUAUGGCCAGUGACCCCUUGGAAGGCUUUCAUGAAGUGAACCUCGCUUCGCCUACAACACCAGAUCUUCUUGGAGUAAAUGAGCCAGGGACUCAGGAACAAACUACCUCACCCAGUGUUAUCUACCGACCUUCUGUUGUGUCCUCCACACCAAUCCAACCCAAUGCAUUAAAUGUUUCUGACCUUCCCACACAACCUGUUUAUUCAUCUCCCAGACAGCUGAAUUGUGGAGAAGCGUCAGGUGUCAGCAUCAAUGUUACCGACGCAGUACUCUGUUCUACCUCUGGACCCCAGGGUGGGUCAUUCAAUCAGAAUAAUUCCAGAAAGGAGAGCAAUAACGCAGAGAGAGAGUUUUUGCAGGGUGCUACAGUAGCAGAUGUUGCUGAAGGAAAUGAAGAUAUUUUUGGGUUGAGUACAGACAGUUUAUCUCACUUACGGAGCCCAUCUGUACUGGAAGUAAGAGAAAAGGGCUAUGAAAGAUUGAAAGAAGAACUUGCAAAAGCUCAGAGGGAGCUGAAGUUAAAAGAUGAAGAAUGUGAAAGGCUUUCUAAAGUGCGAGAUCAACUUGGACAGGAAUUGGAAGAACUUACAGCUAGUCUGUUUGAGGAAGCACACAAAAUGGUUAAAGAAGCUAAUGUCAAACAAGCUGCAGCAGAAAAACAGUUAAAAGAAGCACAGGGCAAGAUUGAUGUCCUCCAGGCUGAAGUAGCAGCAUUGAAAACGCUAGUAUUGUCUACUUCACCGACAUCUCCAACUAAGGAGUUUCAGUCUACUGGAAAAGCUCCUUUUAAGAAAGGCCAUGCAAGAAACAAGAGUACAAGCAGUGCUAUGGGUGGCAGUCAUCAGGACCUUACCAUGAUGCAGCCAAUUGUAAAAGACUGUAAAGAGGCUGACCUAUCUUUGUACAACGAAUUCAGAUCGUGGAAGGAUGAGCCUACUAUGGACAGAACAUGUCCUUUCUUGGACAAAAUUUAUCGGGAAGAUAUUUUUCCAUGUUUAACCUUCUCAAAAAGUGAGUUGGCCUCAGCUGUUCUGGAAGCUGUUGAAAACAACACUCUGAGCAUUGAACCUGUUGGCUUGCAACCUGUUCGAUUUGUGAAAGCUUCUGCAGUUGAAUGUGGGGGACCAAAGAAAUGUGCUCUCAGUGGACAAAGUAAGUCAUGCAAGCAUAGAAUCAAAUUAGGAGAUUCAAGCAGUUAUUACUACAUUUCUCCUUUCUGUCGUUACAGGAUCACUUCUGUGUGUAACUUCUUUACAUAUAUUCGAUACAUCCAGCAAGGACUAUUGAAGCAGCAAGAUGUGGAUCAGAUGUUCUGGGAAGUUAUGCAGCUGAGAAGAGAGAUGUCACUAGCAAAACUUGGCUAUUACAAGGAAGAGCUCUAAAUCUUUUUACUCUUGCGCAUGCAUGAACUUCAUUGAAUAUACAUAACUAAAAUUGCUGAAUCUUUUUUUUGUCACUUGAUAUUUAUUUCCACGAAGUGGGUCCAAGAUCUUUCUCCUUUUGCAGAUUGCACUAAGAAGUACUGUGAUUGUUUUAAACCGACCUAUGCUGUAUAUGCAUACAUAUAAUACUUAGUUGAACAAAUGUGGUAAGCACUUGCAGGUGUAUUAGUGAUUGUAAUUUCCAUUUAAAAACAAAACUUCUGAUUAAAGUGUUAGUCUGAAACA